AUGAGUGCAUUCGAUUUACUAGAAAAAGAAUUAUAGGGUAUAGCAUAUGAGACGAAAAAGAAGUGGCCAUAAAUAAAGGAUAUGGUUAAUGAGCUUAUAACAGAACUUUAAAAUACUAAGAAAAGAUAAAGCCCAUAAAAUAAUUAGCAAGGUAAUGUAGGUACUCAUAGAGGUUUGCAGGACAUCCCUUUAGGCUAAUAUUUUAAAGUAAUAGAUUUGUUAAAAGACACUAAGUAGUAGAAGAUAUAUGAACAUGGUUUAAAUAUUUUACAAAGAUUGAUUAAUUAACCAUCUGUUACUGAAGUAGAGUAGACUAUAGCAUUAAACUUCUUGUAUUCAAUAAAAGAUAUUAAAGAUGAAAAGCUGCAAAUAAAACUGAUAUAAUCUUUAUUAGUUAUGUUUAAUCUUAAAACCAUAACUUGCAAAUAUUAUGAUUAAAUAGAAAAGAUUUUAAAUAUCUGUUUGACCCUAUAAAGUUAAAAAGAGAUUAUAGUACAUAACACUUCUUUGGCAGGAAUGUUUUAGCUUAUAAAUAUUGUCUUUGAGCAUUUUAUUAAAUCUCGUAUCGUUUUCGAGUAGAAUUUUUCAGACAACUCUUAAUAAUUCAACUAGACUGCUGAAGAAGAAUCCAAAGAAUAAAUUUCAUAAAUCUAGCAUCAAUCUUCGUCUGAUUAUAAAAAGAAUGAUUCAAGAAAUACAGAAGAAGAUUUGAAUGGUAUUAUUUAUUCUCCUUAGUCAUACGAAUAAAUUACGAGUACCUGUGUCAGGCUGUUUGGAGAAAUUGUAUAGAUGCUUGAUGGUAAAAAAAUGCCAGCUUGGGUACCAUAGGGGUUAGGAGUAACCACAACCUAUCAAGAAAUCGCAUUUGACUUAAUAUUGGCAAUUUUAAAGUUGGCUGGAAAAUAUAUUAGAAACAAUAAGCAAUUAAUGCAUAUCAUUAAUGAAAAGUUAGUUUAAUUUGCUUAUGAUAACAUUAAAAGUGAUUAUUCAGAAUUCAAGUUUGGGAUUAGAAUUAUUAAAUUGUGCUGUAGAUUAACAUAUAAUUUAAGAUCUAAUGAAAAUAUAUUACAAAAGAUUUGUGAAACAUAAAAAAAAGCUAAUAAAAUAUUCAUAUUUUCUUAUGUAUAUAGUGAGUACUUUAACUUAAGUCUGAGUGAUACUAAGUAUAUUUAUCAUCUCUAUCAAGCAAGCUUUUAAGAAGAACAAAAUAAUGAAAAUAAAAAAUAUAAGGGGCUUUUAGAUAUUUUAGAAAGUGUUUAAGCAAUAGCUUCUAACAUUUCUAAGCUACCAGAUUAAGAAUUAAGAAAGGUUGUUCAUUCUAACAUAAAGUCCAAAAUAAUUGACAGAAACGAAAUAGAUUUUUAAGAAUCUCCUUAAAUUAGCUUAAAUAUGCUAUAUAAAAUACUUACUGAAUGCACUACACAUUUUACGGAAUCGCUUUGCAGAGUUUUUCAAGAAAAAGACUAAGAAUAAGCCUCAGUGAGAUAAAAAUAGAGUCUGCAUCAAGAAGGAUUAGCUGACUAGGUAAUAUAAAAUAGUAAAUAGCAUGAUGGAUUUGAAGAAAUAGUAGGAAUAAUUGAGUAAUGUUGGAAAGAGAACCUAAGAAUUGUGAAAAAAUUAUUAUAGAAAUAAGUAAAUGAGCAAUAUACUUAAAAUAUAUUGAAGGCUAUACAAAGCUGGGUUCGCUUAGCAGGAACUCUGUAACUCAAUAAAAUUUCUGAUGAAUAUUUAAAAGUACUCUCAAACAAUAGUGUUAGUGCUCCUGGAGAAGACUUCACUUCUUUUAACCUCCUUUGCACAAAAACUCUAUUUAAUAUAGCUUUAUGUUUAGGAGAUGUCCUUGGAACAAGCUCCUGGCAUAUAAUUCUAUAAUCAAUGCAAAAAUUAGAUAAUAUAUUUUUAAGAAAACUGUAUCCAGAAGAAUAGUAAAGAAAAGAAGAUACUGUAAUCAACUCAGAGAUACAAAUUUAAUAAAACCUUCUCAAUAAUUUGUUUUCUUCAAGUGACCAAGCUGAUGAUAACUUAGUUAUUACUAUGAUAGAUGCUUUAAACUAAGUCAAUUUAUCUGUCUUGGAGGUUGCUGCAAUUGAAUAACCAAAUAAGAAAUCACCUGAGUACUUUAAUCAAAAGUUUGGCCUUUUAAAAAUGCAAGAAACAAUUCUUGUAAAUAUAUUCAGGAUAGAAUUGUUUUGGGAUUUAGUAGCAACUCACUUUUUGAUGCUUGCAAAUAAAAGAUACAAUGAAUUGAGAUUAUUUUCUAUUGAUAUUUUAAACAAUAUAAUAAAUAAAGCAUUUAAUUUCUUUAUGAACGUUUAUCCUACUGAUGAUUAAGAAGUUUCUGAAGAAUUGAGAUUCUUAUAGCAAAAAUUCUCAGGUAUACUAGUUUGGAAUAGAGAAAAUUGGCAAGAAACACUUUUAAAUCCUUAUAAAGAAAUAAUUGCUUCACAGUUUCCAGACACUAAAUAGACUUUACUAGAUAAUUGCUUGCGCCUUUUAUAAAAUAAUGGACAUUAAAUUUCACAAAAUGGACUAAAAGUCAUACUGGAAGUCCUAAGCCAAGUAUCUGUGUGCUCAGAUUACCCAAGUAUAGUCGUUUAAGGAUAAAAGUGUUUAGAAUUAAUUAUUAGUUAAUACAUCAGUAUAAUAAAUCGUGAUUAAAUAAAGAUAAUUCUAGAUUUGAUUGAUAACUUUAGAAAGCACUGUGUUGAUAGCAACUCUAUUUAUUAAUCUGUUGCCUUGAUUUGGAAUAUUGGUGAUCACUUAGCUAAGUUAAAUGAAUAACUACUAAAAAGACAUGCAAACGAAGAUGAAAACUAAUUAACAGCUGAGGAAUUAAAUUAUGAAUUAAAUCAAUUUAAUUUGGAUUUAAAAUAAUUUGAAGCUUUGUGGGAAAGCAUAUUUAUAAAAUUAAUUAAUCUCACAAAUGAACCUCAAUUAGAGCUAAGAUAAUCCGCUAUACAAACACUAAGCAAUCUCCUCACUGUAAACACCAGGUUCUUUAGAAAGAGAUUUUGGAUUAAAAUUGUGAAAGAAGUAAUAAUAAACUAGAUUGACAAACUUAUGUAAAGAAUUAUAAAAGAAAAUGAAGAAAUAUUAAAUUAAAUCCCUGAGCAGCAGGUGAGCUAUUUAUAAACACCUAAAUUUAUGGGAUUGCCUGAAACUCCAAAAUUCUUACUUCCAUCAGACUUAAAUAGAUUCAAUAACCAUUAUAUUACCCAUGAAUCAUUAAAUAAAUUUGAUAUCAAGGCAUUUGAAGAUUCAAUCUGUUAGUUAAUCUAGUCAUUAUAAAAGAUAAUAAAAAAAGGCAUGAAUAUUCCAUAAAUAGAAGAGAAUUUAAUUGAUCUAUACAUGAAUUACAUAAAUAAAUUAAAAUUAAUAGUUGUUUUAAACAAUUAAACUCUUAUUUUUGAGUUUUUAAAAAUAAUUAAAGAUUUUUGCUCAUCUAAACCGGCUCAAGCAUUAAAAAUUUUCGAAGAAAUUAAAUUAAUUUUUGCAGAUUACCAGUAAUUAAUGGAGUUUAUAGUUGAUUGCAAAGAAGAAAAUAAAAUAGCCUCAUAACAGGUGAUUCCAAUUAUUUGCGAUACUUACUCGAGUCUUCUAAGCAUUGAAUCUUCUGAAGUGAUUACAAUAUCAUUAGUGCAAAGCUUCACUGAGUUUUUGAAAAAAGCUUUGAAAUUCUGUAAAGACAUUGAAUAAUACAGUGUACAAAUUAAAUUCAUAGAAGAUAAACCAGUAUUUGCUUCAGUGCAAGCUUUCAUUGGAUUAAUUUUCCAUAAAACUUUUGUUAUAUAAAAUUAAAUUCUACUUUUUAUGAAUGAAAUGAUGAAUAGUCCUAUUGACAGCCGUUUCAACUAUUUGAUGGUAAAGAGAUUUUUAGAGCAAUUUAGCAAUAUUUUGUUAGAUGAAAGAUUAUCAAAUGACCUCCAUGAUGUUUUUGUUAAAUACUUCUUUGCAAGAAUAGAAGGAUUGCUUGAGUUGAGAUAUGAGAGAGAAUACUAUUAACUUCACAGCAGCUUUCCAAAGGACUUUUAGCCUAUUUGGUUGUUUGUAUUUAAUCUAUUUAUACUUUUAGCUAAAUCACUAAUCAAAAAGAAUAAUUUCGAUUCAGAUUUCUUCUUUUUGAUGGAGAAUCUUUUAUAAAGACCAAAAGAUAAAAUAGAAAGAUUAGAUGAAAAUAACAGAAUCUACUUGAUGAAUGAAAUAGCCAAAAUAGAAUCUAUCUGCAUAGAAUUCAUUAUCGGCAAUAUGCUUAGUGAGGAUUAGGAAUUAGAGUAAUAUAUAAUAUCUAGAAUGAUAGAAGUUUUAGAAAACUAUACUGAUUCUAAAAAGCAUGAUAAUAAUUUAAAUUUCCUUGUUACAGCUAAUGGAAAUUCUGCUAAUUAGUCUUAAUUUGAAGAAAAUGAAUUUGAAGUUCGUAAAAAGUAUAUUUCAAACCUCUUCUUGUUAAGUAGAAGUAAACAAUCUAAAAAUCCUAAAUUUAAUGAAGUAUCAAGAGUAGUUCUACCAAUAUUAAUACUUAGAUGCAAAUAAAUUAUCGAAGAUUUCAUACAAGAUGAGUAACUUAAUGUAUCGUUCCCUAUUUCUAAGAGAAGAGUAAUUGAGUUAGUAUUUGUUUUAUAGUAGCUAAAGCAAUUAGAACUUCCUUUUGAUUGUUUUAAAAUGCCUAACGAUAAUUCAGUAAAACACUCACUUUAACUUAAUCUAUCUGGAGUUAGUAGCAAUAGUGAUAUAUAAGGAGAAAAUAACAAAUAAACAGAAUUAUCAAAUUAAAAUGGUAGCUAAAAUUGUAUAACCAAUCCAGACGAAGAAUCUACUGUUGCAUAGUCAACUUAAAAUAACCAAGUGCUAAAUAAAUUUUAAUCACCUAGUAAAAAAGGGUCAAAGAGAAAAUAUAUAAUAGUAAAUAGCGAUAAUCCAUUUAUAAAAGGAAAAAAAGGACAUCUAAUUUAUAUGUUUUCUUUAUUUACUGAUCUUAUAAUGACAAAUUAAGUAGAAAUUAAAAAGUGUUUAUAAGAUAUUUUCAAAGAAAUUCAAACAGAAAUGAAUCUAAGUAAUCUAUUUUUAACUGAAACCUAAUUAGAUGGUAACUCAUCACCUAAAUUUGCUACAUAAUGA
This is a messenger RNA of Tetrahymena thermophila SB210, 5115 nucleotides long. RefSeq names its product MON2-like protein. The record is from RefSeq and is a predicted model, not a curated record. Lineage: Eukaryota; Ciliophora; Oligohymenophorea; Hymenostomatida; Tetrahymenidae. The transcript is spliced from 13 exons.